This is a messenger RNA of Megalobrama amblycephala (Wuchang bream), 7016 nucleotides long. Its product is annotated as myb-like protein X. The coding region runs from base 259 to 5337 and encodes 1692 amino acids. Gene Ontology annotation, cellular component: postsynaptic membrane; postsynaptic density; lamellipodium. NCBI's taxonomy places the organism in Eukaryota, Metazoa, Chordata, Actinopteri, Cypriniformes, Xenocyprididae. Gene Ontology annotation, biological process: positive regulation of dendritic spine morphogenesis; regulation of actin filament polymerization; neuron projection morphogenesis. The record is from RefSeq and is a predicted model, not a curated record. The transcript is spliced from 13 exons. Gene Ontology annotation, molecular function: actin filament binding.
AUCUGUCAGUCCUUAACCUUUGAAACAAUGCAAACCGCUAUUCCGAGCAGGAGUGGCUUAUGUUUUUUUCUAAGCUUCCUAAGAGUUUGCAUACAAUUGACAAAUGCUGGCUAUUUUAAUCUUUCAGGAGGACAUAUAGCUGAUGCCAUAACGAGAUCUGCUGUAUGAGUACAGGUUAUUGUAGUCGCAUUUGGUCAUUAAGAUUUUGGUCAUUUGCGUUUAAGGACUGGAAAUAAUACUUUCUAAACUAACAUCAUCAUGAAAUCAAUGAGGGAAGUAAAUCUGGAUACAUACAGUUUGUCUCUACUUACGGCAAAAGAAGAUAUCCUGAAUCCACGAUCGUCAACAAACUGGGCUUUAUUUGCCUAUGAUGGAAUAAUGAACAGGCUCAAACUGGCUGAUUCUGGAGUAGGUGGACUGAAAGAACUGUCGACUAAACUCCACCAUAGACUGCCACUUUACGGGAUGUGCAGAGUGGGCACAUCUCAACCCUGCAUCGUUAUGAUAUUAUGGGUGGGAAAUGAAGUGGACGAGUACCGCAGAGCUGAGUGUGCGAGUCAUUUACCAGCGAUCAGGGCCUUCUUUAAGGAAGUUCACAUCUUUCUUCCUGCCCGCACUUUGGAUGAAAUCACAGAAGAGAGGAUCUGUGCGCUGGCCCAUAAUGCUGCAGUGGUCACGAUGGGGCCGAGAGUGAGACCCAGCCGCCGGAUGGAAGACAGACAGGCGAUUGUGGGCACUAAUUACAAGCGAACAAUCGCAGCCGCAGAGAUCCAGAGAAUCCAGAGAGAUUCUUUCUGGGCACAAGCAGAGAGAGAAGAGGAGGAAAGGAAAAAGGAGGAACAGCGGAGGGCAGCAGAGGACAGGAGACAGAGAGAGAAAGAACGAAUGCUCCAGGAAAAGAGAGAUGCGAUGGAGAGAGAGAGGAGGUUGAAUGAAAAGGAACAGAAAAUAAAGGAGCAGAGGAGAAUACAGGCCCAAAUGGAGGCUGAGGCCCACAAACAAGAGAAAUUAAAAUGGCAUCAGGAAAGGCAGCGUGAAGAAGAGGAAACGAGAGCUAGAUAUGUGCGCUCUGAAUCAGAGGAAAAAUCUGCACAGGAGGCAGCAGCUCUAGUGUCUCAGCGUGUUGUAAACCCCAGAGAGUUUUUCAGACGACUGUCCUCCACAAGUGUCCACACAGAUUCCAAUCCCAGCUCAACAAGUCCAGUCAGGAGCCCCUAUAGACAACUGCAUCGCAGUCAGACGGACAGUAUCUUCAGGUUCAAUGAAUCACCUUCUUCUACACCUGCAUCCCCGUACAGACCAUCAUUGGUAUCUCCUUACAUUCAGUCGACUACCACUUCACAGAGCCCACCUCUUUUCACUAACACUGCAGCUUCCUCAUUGCAGAAUGGUGCAACAGUAUCUAUCAAAAGCCAGAUCCACUCGUCUUCACCUAAGACAUUUGACGUAACUGCUGCUGACCCUGCGCCACGGCUCCAAACUCAACCAUCACCUUCAACUAUUGCAACUGAAUCUGAAACAGAAACUCCUAUUGGAGAAAUACUAGAUAGUCUGGUCUUUUAUCCACCUCCACCAACUGCUGAGCAGCUCAAAACAGAUGAAUCAGAGAUGGUGGAUGAGUUUCCUCCACCUCCAUCUGGCUUUGAGAAUUCACCAGAAUUGGCUGUGAACCAGCCUGAGACACUUGUCGACCCCUUAGACACCCUUAUGUCAUCUCUUCCUCCAUCAUGUCUUUUGGUACCUGAGCCCCCUGUCAGACCACUUCCUGCGCUGCCUGUUGCCCCACAAAUGCUGAAAGACAUGGAAUCGAAAGGAGAUUUCACUGCUCGGGCAUCGGUUAUAUCUACGGUUGAGGAGGAAGAUGUGGAGGAAGAGAAUGAGGAAAGGGAGAUUAAAGAUGAGGGGAAAGAUGUGCCAGGGAGUGAUGGAGAGAGAAGGGGUCAGGAAGAAGGGAAGGGAAGGGAGGGAGAAGAGGAGGAGGAACAUGAUGGGCUGAUUAUGGAAAAACAUGAAAGUGAAAAAGAAUUUAAUGGUAAAAUGAUGGAAAAAUGUGAGAGUGGGAAAAAACAAGAUGGGAAAAUGUUGGAUGAAAGUGAGAGUGGAAAAGAACAAGAUGUGAAAAUGCUGGAAGAAUGUGACAGUGGAAAAGAAAAAGAUGGGAAAAUGUUGGAAGAACGCGAAAGUGGAAAACAACAAGAUGGGAAAAUGUUGGAAGAACGUGAGAGUGGAAAAGAACAAGAUGGGAAAAUGUUGGAAGAAUGCGAUAGUGGAAAAGAACAAGAUAGGAAAAUGUUAGAAGAACGUGACAGUGGAAAAGAAAAAGAUGGGAAAAUGUUGGAAGAACGUGACAGUGGAAAAGAAAAAGACGGGAAAAUGUUGGAAGAACGUGACAGUGGAAAAGAAAAAGAUGGGAAAAUGUUGGAAGAACAUAAGAGUGGAACAGAAAAAGAUGGGAAAAUGUUGGAAGAACGUGAGAGUGGAAAACAACAAGAUGGGAAAAUGUUGGAAGAACAUGAGAGUGGAAAAGAAAAAGUUGGGAAAAUGUUGGAAGAACGCGAGAGUGGAAAAGAACAAGAUGGGAAAAUGUUGGAAGAACAUGAGAGUGGAAAAGAAAAAGAUGGGAAAAUGUUGGAAGAACAUGAGAGUGGAAAAGAAAAAGAUGGGAAAAUGUUGGAAGAACGCGAGAGUGGAAAAGAACAAGAUGGGAAAAUGUUGGCAAAAUGCGAGAGUGGAAAAGAACAAGAUAGGAAAAUGUUGGAAGAACGUGACAGUGGAAAAGAAAAAGAUGGGAAAAUGUUGGAAGAACGGGACAGUGGAAAAGAAAAAGAUGGGAAAAUGUUGGAAGAACCCGAGAGUGGAAAAGAACAAGAUAGGAAAAUGUUGGAAGAAUGUGACAGUGGAAAAAAACAAGAUGGGAAAAUGUUGGAAGAAUGUGACAGUGGAAAAGAAAAAGAUGGGAAAAUGUUGGAAGAACCCGAGAGUGGAAAAGAACAAGAUGGGAAAAUGUUGGAAGAACAUGAGAGUGGAAAAAAAAAAGAUGGUAAAAUGUUGGAAGAAUGCAAGAGUGGAAAAGAACAAGAUGGAAAAAUGUUGGAAGAACAUGAGAGUGGAAAAGAAAAAGAUGGUAAAAUGUUGGAAGAAUGCAAGAGUGGAAAAGAACAAGAUGGAAAAAUGUUGGAAGAACAUGAGAGUGGAAAAGAAAAAGAUGAUAAAAUGUUGGAAGAAUGUCAGAGUGGAGAAGAACAAGGUGAGAAAAUGCUGGAAGAAUGUGACAGUGGAAAAGAACAAGAUGGGAAAAUUAGUGAGGAAGAAGAGAGUGAAAAAAUACAACAUACAAAAAUUAUGUUAGAAUAUUUUGCGUUAGAAAAAGAGCACGACAGGGAAAUUACAGAAAAACAUGAGGAAGAUGGGAAAAGUUCGAUAGAAUUCGAGAAUGAAAAAAUAAUGGAAGAACAUGAGCAAGGUGGAAAAAUUGUGGAUGUAUUUAACAAUGAAAAUGAACAAGAUAGGAAAAAAAUGGAAGUAUUUGAAACUGAAAAAAUGCAAUAUGAGAAAAAGAUGGAAGAAUGUGGGCAAGAAAAUGAGCAAGAUAGGAAAAGUACAGAAAUAUGUGAGGAAGAACAGGACAGUGAACAGAAACAAGGUGGGGAAAUUGAUAGAAAAAUAAUGGAAGAACAUGGAAGCAAAGAAAAACAAGAUAAGAAAAUUGUUGAUGCAUUUGACAGUGAAAAAGAACAAUACGGGACAAGCAUGGAAGUAUCUGAGACUGAAAAAAUACAAUAUGUGAAAAGUAUGGAAAAAUGUGGGCAAGAACAUGCGCAAGACGGAAAAAUUGUAGAAAAAAGUGAAAAAGAACAUGACAAUGAAAAAGAACAAGAUGGGAAAGGUGUAGUAAAACAUGAAGAUGGGAAAAUUCCUGAAGAACGCAAGAGUGAAAAAAUACAGGAUGGAGACAUCAUAGAUGAACAUGAAAGUGGCAAAGAAGAAGAUGGGGGAAUUCUGGAAAAUGAGCAAAAUGGAAAAAUUGUAGAAAAAUGUGAGGAAGAACAUGAGAGUGAAAAAGAGCAAGAUAUGAAAAUUAUGCAAACACAUGACAGUGAAGAACAAGAUGGUAGAAGGUCAGAAGAACAGGACUGGGAAAUUAUGGAAGAGCUUGAGAGUGAAAAAAUACAAAAUGCAAAAAUGAGGUUAGAAUAUAUGGGAGAAAAAGAGCAAGAUUGUAAAACUGGGGAAAGGCAUAAAGAUGAAAAAAGUCUGGAAGAACACAAGAGUGAAAAAGAACAGGAUUGGAAAAUGACAGAAGACUAUGAGAGUGAAAAAAUUCAAUAUGGGAACAUCAUGGAAGAACAUGAAAGUGAAAAAGGAAAAGAUGGGAUGACGGAAAACCGACAGAUCCAAGACAAUGAACGAAUGAGGUGUGAGGAUGUAGACAGAACAGUGAAUGUGACUGUGCUCAGGAAGGACGAAUCAUAUACAGAGAUUAUAAAGAGGGAUGAGCCUACAGAAGAAAGUGUUGAACGGGUGAAGAGUGAUAAAGGAAAUGAGAAGGAAGAGAUGAACACACCUUUAAUCCAGACCGAAGAAUCCAGUGCUGAUACACUUUUCUCCCAGCAUUCACCACUCAUCCCAGAAUCCCAUGCCACAGAGCCAUCUCAAUACAAUGACACAUCUAUUCCUGAAAGUAUUUCAACCACUCAAGAUAAAAAUGAGCCACAGACGAGCUCCUCACACCAAAUAAACUUACCAACUAUUCAGAUUGAGUCAGAUCUUUCCAACCUGAGCAAUCAAAGAGAUUCAGAUGACAUGAAAGAGAAGACAUCUGUUGACUCUCAGUCUUCCUCCAAAAACAGCCCAGACGCUCCCCCUGAACAGGGUCUUAAUGCAGAAACACAUGUUACAGUGAAGGAUGAACAGAGUGAUGCAGAAAUGCCUAAAGAGGUUAACAUUUUGGACAGCAGCAAUGAUUUGGCUGAAGGGAUCAAUGCUCAGUGCAAGACAAUACCUACAUCUGAGAAUCAAGCCAGGAUUGGACAGCCAGAUGAGAGGGAGGGGCUUGUAACUGUCAGUCAUUUCAUCCAAGACCCAGAUACUGCAGUGGACCUAAAGCAUUGUAUUACUCAGCAGCUGAAUCCGACCAAUGACUUAAGUGAUGUUGAAGAGGGAGAGGAGGCUAUAUCACUCAUAUUUAGAGACACAGAUGUGGAGCAGAACUUAAAAUGUGAUUCAGAUCCUGAUCAAGACAAUGAAGACAUAAAACACCCAUAUCUACAGAAAUGCCAAACCAUCACGAAAACACCCAGUGACAUGAGGAAUGAAAAGACAGCUGAUGAAAAGUGAGGAACAUGGGAGAUAAUUGGAGAUACCAUGGGAACUGUGUACCAAUCAUAGAGAAGACUGUUUAGAGAACCGAAAGAUGACCAACGGAUGUUUCUCUCAGCUAAUCAAUGGAGGCCUUUCAGUGAUUUACUCACAAUUUUUCUCUUGUGUGCACAAUACUGCAAUAUAUUGUAUGUAAGUAGCACGUGUUCAGAACUGUGUCCACAAAUGCACUUGAUAUACAAUGGGGUCCAAAAGUAUGAGACCAGUUUUAAAAAUAAAAAUUCUCUUAUCAUUUACUCACCCUCAUGCCUUCCCCGAUGUAUAUGACUUUAUUUCCUCAGAUACCGUAAACACAAAUGAAAAACCGUUCACAAGAGGGACGCUGUGACGCGUGACAUAAAUGUGUUCUGAAGCUCGCACAAGAGGGCCGCCACUUCUCACAUGAGCUUCACAACGCACUUAUGUCACGUCAUAAUGUCCCACUUGUGAAUGCUUGUAUAACAGUAGACCAGAAGCAAUGAUUUAUAGUUUAAAAAGUAAAAAAAUUUAGUAUUUUUCUUACACACACCUAUCAUUUCACUUCAGAAGUCAUUGUUUCAUCUACUGGGGUCAUAUGGUUACCAUCACGAUCACUGUGUGUGUGGUUUUUCAAGUGUCAAAGGAGCGGCAACCAUUCAAUGGCAUUAUAUGGACUCACAGAGAUGGAUUAUUUGCCUGUUAGUAGAAUAAGUUGACAUGUAGUUGCACAGUUACUUACAGUCAGCAGAAUAUCUGUUGGCGGAGCAACAAAGUAAAGUGUUGGCAGAUAUUAAGCAAACAGUCUACUAAUACUCUAAUGAGAGUUAGUCGACAUGUAGUUGCAAAGUUAGUAGAAUGUCUAAAGUGGACUAUCGAAAUAAAGUGUUACCUAAGAAGACAUAUUUCUCAAAUUACACUACAGAAUGUGAUCAUCAGGUUUUGUUCAUGUCAGCUUUAGUGCUGCUGUCAUUGAGUGCAAAAGUUGGGUUUCGUAAGUAAAAACUCCAUUCACUUUCUCCAUAGGGAAAUUGAUUUUUACUUAUAAACGUUUAAAAAAGUUUUACUGUGAGCUACGAGGUUGUUGAUCGAUAGUAUUUGAUUCCGUUGAAGCCGCCAGACUGCAUUAUUUCAUCUGAUUUUUAAAAUAAUCAUUUAACAGCAGAAUUCGCGGUGAAAAACUACAUUACCAAUGAUGUUUUACAGAAAAUUCCACAAAAAACAAAAUGCGGCAAAGUUCACUUUAGCUCCGCCCACUCCCAUGAAGCGCUGCGAAUUACAUAAGAGUCAAUCUCCUUACUUAAUACUUAAAUAUUUGUGUGUGUGUGUAUAUAUAUAUAUAUAUAUAUAUAUAUAUAUAUAUAUAUAUCAACAUUUGUAAAUGAGUAGUUUUAUAUUUAUGUCAUUUUUUAUUUGAUUAUGCUGUUCGUAAUGCUUCAUGGGACUGUAGCUCUUUCACUAAAGCCGUCUUUGUCUGAUUUUCUAAAACGUUUUUGCUUCAAAUCAAGGUUUGUAAUGUUGUGAUUCUCCUUGUAGCUGGUUGGCUUGGUUUGUGGCUUAUAAUGCUUUAAUGAAGACUUUUUUGAAAUCCCUAUGGGAAAAAUGAAUGGAAAAUAUACUUCUGGAACCUAUGCUGCUGAAAAAGUGUACGGGCGCUUUUGAACUCUAUUGAAGCAAAAGGA